UUUGUAAUACAUCAAGGCUUUAUGCAGGAACAGAUGGCCUAUGUGGCUUUAGAAGAUGCUUACGUAGCUUAGAAACGUGGUCAGCCAAACCAUGGGCAAAAAGCAGAUGUUUGCGUGUUUUCUGCUUUUCACGUCGGUGACAUUGCUAAACGGUUUAUUUAGAUCCAAAAAUAGCAGUUCAAGAACACUGGACAUCAGAAAGUUUCUAAAAACUAAGGAUGUUAUAUGGACUUACAAUACGACCACAGCGGAAUAUACAAUGUGUAAAGCGGACCAUAUGAAGAGUAUCUCAAACAAAACAAUUUUCUUCACACGAUCCUUUUAUUGCGACGAGAAGAUGCAUAGGACUGUUAAGAACCUGGAAGGACUGUUCAGAAAGCAACAAAAAGACGUCAUGCAGAUCUUCAACCGAGGGUCAUCCAUGCCCAUAGAUCAUGACGACUAAAGCAUGACACCGACGCAGUGGCGAUGGAAUGACGAAAAAGGAAUCAUAUUGAUAGACGAAAAAGUUUCUGUAACGACAGCGGCAUCACGAGAAUAAAAUGUCGAUUCUUAAAUUAUUGUCAUGGUGUAACAGCAGAGUGACCACCACGACAUGAGGCCCAUGAAAUGACCACUAUGGUAUCACGACAACCGGGUGAAGAAGACGGAAUGACGCCGAUGGCACAACCACGGCAGCCAGACGACGACGGUAUGAUAGGAUACAUGAUAGCGUCUGUCUGAAGACCAUGCGAUGACGAUGAUGGCAUAAAAACGGCAGCAUCAACGCGGAUGAAUGACUCAUCGCAAUCACGAUGGACUCGGGAACAAGAAAUGACGCCGAUGGAUCUACGGUGGUGGUAUGACGAGGAGGCGAUGAUGACAAUUGGAUGACGUUACUGAAGUGAUGACGAUGGUGAUCCGACAGCGUGGCGACGAUCGCAUUAUGAUAACUGUAUUACGAUGACUGUGUGACGCCGAUAGCUGCCGAUGACGGCACGACGGCAAUAGAAUAACGAAGUAACAAUGGUGGUUAUGUAAUGACCGCGACGGCAUACCGACGAAGGUAUGGCAACGAAUGCAUAACGAUGACUGUAUGAC
Messenger RNA from Dermacentor silvarum, 1080 nucleotides. RefSeq lists its product as uncharacterized. The coding region runs from base 92 to 445 and encodes 117 amino acids. Lineage: Eukaryota; Metazoa; Arthropoda; Arachnida; Ixodida; Ixodidae. The transcript is spliced from 4 exons. The record is from RefSeq and is a predicted model, not a curated record.